Molecule: messenger RNA, 627 nt
Organism: Fusarium oxysporum Fo47
Lineage: Eukaryota; Fungi; Ascomycota; Sordariomycetes; Hypocreales; Nectriaceae
Exons: 1
Coding region: 1-627 (208 amino acids)
Source: RefSeq, a predicted model, not a curated record
AUGUCAACAUCAGUCAAAGAGCUGCUCCUCGUCCCCUCAGACGCCAUGACUCUUCAUGGAAAAGUCCUAGGCGCAGACGCGACAGCAACAACAUAUCUUCUCAGCUGUCCACCCGACGCCGAGAGCUGUGAAAGAAACGACCAAACUAUCACCCUGGGUCCAUGGGCCGAGAAAACCCUCGCCUCAAGCGCAGACCCAACAGGAACCAUGGAUGUAGUCAUCACGGAGCCACAAGAUGGUAAAACGUGGUUUUACUCGCUCCACUGUGAGAUGAGCAGAUCUGUUGCACAGGACUGCACCAUGAUCAACAGACCGGCUAAUGGUCCCUCGACAAUUGGACCAAAGACCUACAAGGGACAGUCGGAUUUGAGGGAAAUUUAUGGUCCGACGUUUGAGUAUGGGAGAGUUACGCUUACUGCUGGGUUGGAGAAGCUCAAGAGUGAAUAUCCGACUACUACUACUGCGACGGGUGAAGCUGAGGGUACGGAAUCCGUUUCUAAGGAAACAGGCAGUUCUACGGCCACUGCUGAUGCCCCGGUGGAGUCGAAUGACGGUUCGAGAGUUUUGAGAUUUUCUUUGGCUGCAGGAUGCGCUGGACUGCUUGCUACAAUGGCUUUGUCGCUGUGA